AUGCAGAUUAAUAUGCAUCGCCAUGAUCAAUCUAAAAAGGAUAAUAUUCUGUUCAUCAAUAUCAACACAUAUCGGGGUAUGUUAAUAUUUGCUUAUUUCUCCAUAGAAUUUCAGCUGCGAAGCGAGUCUAAACGAAGACUUUUGGAUUGCAAGCCGUCAACAUCGCUCAUUGAUAUUCUGCGGAUUAUGUCAGAGUAUCGAAUCCGUCGCUUGCCCGUAAUUGACAACGACCAAGCGUAUGGUAUUCUCACAUACAGCGCGAUCCUUCGUUAUAUUGUAUAUUCGUUCGAUCGCUCCGCUCCUUUAUAUCAACAAACAAUCCGCGAGCUGAAUUUAGGUCUGUACAAAGAUGUGAUUUCUUGCCCUUCAUCAACAUCGGUAGCGCAAGCCCUUUUUCUGCUGGAGAGCAAGAACAUCUCGUCGAUUCUGGUGACGGACAAGGACGGUCGCAUCACCACGAUCUUCCAGCGCAGCGACAUUUUCAAACUGGACAUUUUGGACAUCGACAGCUUCGAGCGGCCUUUGGAUUCGUUCGAGACCCUCGGACACAAGCUGUCGCAAUCGCUGUGCUGCCACCAGGACGAUAAAUUGCAGUAUGUGUUCGAUAUGUUCGCGACGACGGAGCUGCGACUGCUGGUGAUCGUAGAUGAAAAUGAAAUGCCAAUCGGGAUUAUUUCGCUCGUGGAUUUGCUUAACUAUUUUAUGUCGUACAUUUUAUAAUUAGGAUCUGUAUCAUGUUUUG
Molecule: messenger RNA, 742 nt
Organism: Blastocystis hominis
Lineage: Eukaryota; Bigyra; Opalinata; Blastocystidae
Exons: 4
Coding region: 1-720 (239 amino acids)
Source: RefSeq, a predicted model, not a curated record